UCUCUGGUUGAGUUAUGCAGGUAGUUUACAUAUAUAGGUUAUAGUAAUGUCAAAACCAAGAGAACAGAAAGAUGGCGGUCAAGCGGUAAUUUCGCUAUAUUCGGGCGCAUGUAAUCUUUUAAUGUUGUGUCUCGUAUUCUCAAGAGAUUCUCCGAAAUCAUAAUAUCGUGCGAUGUGACCACAGUGAUCACGGCUAUCCUGUAAAGUAGUAGACCGUGUCAAGAACGGAAGAACAACGAAGAAGGAGAAAAAGAGAAAGAGAGAGAGCGAGAGGAAGAGACUACAGAAAAGAGAACGGACCCAGUUUAUACGUAACGAGUAUAGAAGCGGUUCAUUGCUCUGCUCCGAGUUGUCGCCAAGAUGGAUUGGGACUCAAUCACGAUGGCGAGCCUUCAUUUAACAAUGACCGAACAUCAGUAUUACGAAGACAUUUUCAGUUAUUGCUGUGAACAUCCUGACAGCGAUAAUGUGCCGGUGAUCAAAGUUGCUGAACUACUGCGUUCCGCUAAUUUACCAGGAGCUGUCACGAUGGAGAUAUUGGAUAUAUGUUUUGGGGCUGAAGCAGCAUACAUUGGCACUCAUCUUGGAAGAAAACAGUUCUAUGCACUACUGAAACUUGUAGCAGCUCAUCAAGCAGGGCUUAGCAUUCAUAAAGACAUUAUUACUAUGCCUUUGGAUAUAAUAACUUUGCCAAGAUUUACUUGGCCAAUGUCGGGAGAUAAAGAUGGUAGAAAAAAUUCUGACUCUAAUAAUGCUAUGAAAAGUAGACAUCAUGCUCCUGAAAGCACAACAGAAAGUGAAAGCGAAGCAGAGUCUCCAAGAGAAACUGGUGCUAGUACAGAUUCACCAACACCAACAAAUAGUGUCACACAGGAAAGGAAUAGCGAUAUACAUGGUGAAACAAUAUUAGACUCUGUAUCUAGUGGUUGGCAAGGAUUAUUAGUAUCAGAAGAACAGAGGCAGUUAUUAGGAACUGAAGAAGAAAGUUCAGAACGUCACAGCAGUGAUGAAGGUGAAGGAGAUGGUGAUGGCUCAGGAUUUCCACCAGAAGAAGUGUGGAUAAUUAGUGACGAACAACGUGAAUAUUAUGCAGCUCAGUUUGCACAACUACAACUUGAUCCUGAGGGGCUGUUGCAUGGUCCCAUAGCAAGGACAUUUUUUGAAAAGUCUGGACUUCCUUUAGGAGAACUUAGUCGCAUUUGGCAGCUAGCAGAUAUAACUAGAGAUGGAGCAUUAAGUUUACAAGAAUUUUUUGUGGCUAUGCAUCUUGUUGUGUUACGAAGGAAUCAUGUGCCUCUACCCGAUGUAUUACCUCCACCUUUAUUAAUUCCUUUGCUCAAGCAAAAAACUGGUCCACCAACUAUUCCAACAACUGCAACUACUCAAAAGACUCCACCUAAUUCCACCAGUACUCAGGAGAAAAAUAAAGAAUGGACAAAAUUUGUUGACUCUCCAACUGGAACUAGUAGUUCUCUUACUAGUCCAGGUCUACAAUUAGUAAAUUUCGAUUUUCAAAAGUCCGCCGUCGAGAAAGAUCCUAAAAUUCUGCAUCCUGUACCGUUACGCUUAACACCCGAAGCAGCGAUUCUUGCUUCCGGAGCAAAUGGUAACAAUACCAACUGCACUACAUUGGGAGAUGAUGAUCUCCAACGCACUGCAAGUACAUUGGUGCAACGACCUCUUAUUAAAAAACCACCUCCACCUCCUGAAGAAGCUAUUAUUGUAACUCCAAAGAAGGAACCACCGCCUCCACCACCACCCAGACCAUAUAGAACACAUGCAAGAAGUUCUAGUCUUGAUCUUAAUAAAUUAGGGAAAAAUGGUCAAAGUUUCCUUGGAGCACCUCCACUAGUUCCACCAAGAAUCUCUCCGGGAAUCACUUCACCUCGAAAAUUGGUUGGUCAAAAAAGUGAGGGAGAAGGACAAAAAACUUUAAACGAAAAUCAGAGUUUUAUUGCUGAUUUUUCUCACUUUUCUCCAAAGAGCGAACUACCUGAAAAUCUACCUUUGGAAACAGUACCCCCCCAAUCACAGCAAUUUACCGGUGUCUGUGGUGCAUUUCAUAUUUAUAGAAAACCCAGUCCAAAGCGGGAUGGAGGAGAAGAAGACACACCUAAAGAUGAGUUAGAGGAAUCAAAAAAAUUAACAUUGCAAGAAUUACGAGAAAAAAACGCUGAACUCCGAUUAGUCUGUGAAGAAUUAACACGAGAAUUAGCUAGCGCACUCCAAGAACGUAUAAACCUACGUGCAAAACUUUUACUCUUAACAUGAUGUAAUUUGUUAAUAUUUGUAAAAGUUCCAAACUGUGAAUUACCGAUUUCUCCUGAAUUCAUUAUAAAAUCGAGUAUUUCAUAUGUCGUACUAGUCUAGUUUUCUUUUUGCGAUAAAGUUUCGUAUAUUCGUAAUAAUUAGAGUAACCAAAUGUUAACAUUACAAAACAGAUAAUCAUUUUAAAAAAAGUUUCUAUUUUUUAUGCAUAGUAUUGUUCUAAAUUGCUAAAAAGUAGUUCUUUAUAUACUGAAAAAAAAUCUUUUAAAACGUUGAACAUUUACAUCGAGCAAUAGUCAAAGCUUGAUGAUUAUUGUACACUGCAAAACUAUAGAAAGAUACUAUUAAAAAUGAGUGAUAGAUGUUUAUUGUUUACGAAGACAAAAUAAAACUGUAUUUUCGUAUCGCUGUACAAUCAAAUUUUUCAGAGCAUGGCAUAUAGAGCAAAUCGAUAUUCCUGAAAAAGAAACUGUUAUAAAAUGUAUUUUAUUUCGUGAUAUAAUUGUACAUAGCUAAUAGAAUUAGAACAAGGAAUGAGAUAAAAUGAAAUCUGCUGAAGCAGAAUAUUUAAAGACUUCUCAAAUUGUUAAUAACUUAACUUGAUUAAUGUAUUGUUCUAAUUGGACUUCAGUUUGGUUAUUGUUCGAUUAUAAAGAAUAUUAUUUCACACCAUAUUAUGAAGUAUCUAUUAUAUUCCUUAUACAAAUUACACGAAUAUAUUAUUGAUAAAAUCCCUUUGAAAGUGGUUUGAAUUUAUCAUUAUGACUUAAUUGUUGCUGAGAAUCGUUAAAUAACGUAAUUCCUCGUGCCAUACAAUACGAUAUUUUAAUAUUACAGCCACUAAUGAUUGCUAGAAACUAUCCUCUUGUUGUUGAAACUAUUUAGAAAUAUUUUGAUCAACAAUCAUGAAAAGGUCUUUUUGUAUGUGUAUAGAAAAUUCUGUAAAGAUAGCGUGUAAAAAUUAUAUAAAAGUUAACUGUUAUUUUACUCAUUCCUUUUGUCCAUAUAAUUCUGUAAAAAUGUAACGAUAUAUGCAAACAAUUAACUGAAGAAUCGAAUAAAGCAUUCUCUUAGUUUCAUAACAAUUUUUAUUGAUGUCAAUGUAUGAAUGGUACAUAAUAUUAAUGUUACAGGAACAAACCACAAGUAUUUUGAGGUCUCUGUUGUGAAGGUUGAAUGAAUGAACAAUAGAAAUCAAUUAAAUGUAACAUUGUACUUAGCUAAUACAACAUGAGAAUAUAAUAAUUUAUGUUACAUGCACGACUAUGUAACUUUUCACGCAUACACGUUAUUACUUGCAUUUAUAUUUCUUAUUUUUCAUAAUUUACGAAUACAUUUAAAAAUUAAAAACAAAAAUCCUGAA
Osmia bicornis bicornis is the source of this 3631-nucleotide messenger RNA. RefSeq names its product ralBP1-associated Eps domain-containing protein 1 (gene Reps). The record is from RefSeq and is a predicted model, not a curated record. Gene Ontology annotation, molecular function: protein binding; calcium ion binding. Gene Ontology annotation, cellular component: cytoplasm; plasma membrane. NCBI's taxonomy places the organism in Eukaryota, Metazoa, Arthropoda, Insecta, Hymenoptera, Megachilidae. Bases 361 to 2271 code for a protein of 636 amino acids. The transcript has 5 exons. Gene Ontology annotation, biological process: endosomal transport; endocytosis.